Esox lucius (northern pike) is the source of this 1805-nucleotide messenger RNA. RefSeq names its product retinol dehydrogenase 14b (gene rdh14b). The coding region runs from base 119 to 1102 and encodes 327 amino acids. The transcript is spliced from 3 exons. The record is from RefSeq and is a predicted model, not a curated record. Lineage: Eukaryota; Metazoa; Chordata; Actinopteri; Esociformes; Esocidae.
ACGAGCACAUGGCCAUAAUCAGAAAAAAAAUGCCAGGCUUGUGAAUGUUGUUGAGGUGAUUGUUCCUACCAUGCUCACAUACCUUUUGAACCUUUUGAAACAUUAAUUACUUGUUGUAAUGUCAGCUGCGAUUAUUGUUGCCGCAGUCGUCGGCGGUGGAAUAUUGCUAAUUGUCCGUAGAAUGUUCCCUCGAAAGAAAGCCGCACAGUUGCUUCCGUACCCUACCGAUAUGAUGCGUGGAAAGACUGUUAUUGUGACCGGAGCUAACAGCGGCAUAGGGAAGGCCGUAGCCGGGGAGCUGCUCAAACUCCAGGCCCGGGUCAUCAUGGCCUGUCGGGACCAGCAAAGGGCUAAGGAAGCGGCACUGGAGAUCAAGAAGCAAGCAGGGCCAGAGUGCGGGGAGGUUGUCAUCAAACAACUGGACCUCGCCUCACUUCAGUCUGUUCGGUGCUUUUGCGAGGAGAUUCUGAAGGAAGAACAAAAAGUUGACGUGCUCAUUAAUAACGCUGGCAUCUACCAGUGUCCCUACACCAAGACAGAGGAGGGCUUCGAGAUGCAACUAGGGGUCAACCACCUGGGCCACUUCCUCCUGACCCACCUCCUCCUGGACCUCCUCAAGCGCUCCUCUCCCAGCCGCGUGGUCGUGGUCUCUUCCAAGCUCUACAAGUACGGCAGCAUCAACUUCAAUGACCUCAACAGUGAGAGCGGCUACAACAAAGCCUUCUCUUACAGCCAGAGCAAGCUAGCCAAUCUACUUUUCGCCCACGAGCUGGCCAGGCGCCUGAAGGACGAGGGCUUUACCGGGGUCACCGUGAAUGCCCUCACCCCGGGUAUGGUUAGGACCAGGCUGGGCAGGCACAUCCACAUCCCCUUCCUGGCCAAACCGCUUUUCUACCUGGCCUCGCUGGCCUUCUUCAAGAGCCCACUGGAGGGUGCUCAGACACCUCUCUACCUUGCGUGUUCCCCCGACGUGGAGGGCGUGACUGGCAAGUGCUUCGCCGACUGCGAAGAGGAGGAGCUGUUGCCCAAGGCGACGGACGAUCACGCGGCCAGGAAGCUGUGGGACCUGUCUGAGACUAUGGUGGAGAUCAGGUCUUUGUAAAAAAAAAAAAAAAAAACUCAGAAGGAAACGGGAUCCAGACUGUUGAUCAAAUCAACGGGGGGGGAGUGGGGGAGGGCCACAGUGGGUGAAGUUUCCACUGUUUUUCAUGAACUGUUUGUGUGCACGUCUGUGAGAGAUGCGCAGAUAAUGUGGGGAUGGCGUGUGAAUGUGGUUGAUGAGUGUGCCCGCAGAGAGUGCUAACAAUAUGAGCGCGAUACCUGUGAAAUAGUGAAAGUCCAUUGAGGAUUUUCUACCUGCAGUGUUCCAUGUAUGUGCAUUUAAGUAAACAAGUCGCCGUGGGAACCGACUAGGCUGUAAGAACUGUAAUUUCAUCAGCGCUCACUGAGUCACUAGUUCACACAGUCAAAGUGUAGGGGAGCUAAUUCCUAGUAGCCAUUAUCAAAGGGAAGCUAGACUGACGUAUUUUGCUUUUAUGCGGUGCUUAGAUGAUUGGUUAUAGUGCUAUAGAAAUAUUCCGGCAGGGUUCAAAAGGAAACGGUAUCUAGUUCGGCAGCUGUAUAUAACUAAGGCAGCUAAGCUCAUGCAUACUGCAUCAUGCAUUUGGCAGUGGCAAAAAGGAAUAGCAGACUGGUUGUGUUGUGUUGCCUAAUCCAGUUUUCUCAAAAAGUGUUUGAAGUGGAAAUGUGUUGUCAUCCGCUGUGAUUGGAUGGACGCGAACAAUAAAGGUUCAUAUCCAGUGGGA